Messenger RNA from Bactrocera neohumeralis, 1233 nucleotides. Its product is annotated as piggyBac transposable element-derived protein 4-like. The transcript has a single exon. Lineage: Eukaryota; Metazoa; Arthropoda; Insecta; Diptera; Tephritidae. The record is from RefSeq and is a predicted model, not a curated record. The coding region runs from base 1 to 1233 and encodes 410 amino acids.
AUGAAGUGGAAUACUUAUGUGUAUAAUACACGAUUACGUUCUAGAAACAUCAGUGCAGAUUUUUAUGAUCGCUUAACAUCAGCAUUGGUAAAUGACAUUCAAAAUGAAAAUAAUGAUGUUGUGCGUGAAGAAGUGGAUCCAUACGAAAGCGAUGACGAUGAUACAGAUGUCGAUUAUGUGCCAUUUGAAGAUGCAUCGGAUAUUGAAAAUGAAAUCGAAAUCGAGCCGAAUGAAAUAUUAGAUAGCGACGAAGAGGAAGUAAUCGAUGGUGUGGAAGAAGAAGAGCGUGAAACUCCAGCUGCUACUGAAAUUUCUUACUACGGUAAAGAUGGGACAGAAUGGAAAAAAGAGUCUAAUGAAGCAAUUCGUACUCGUGCACACAAUAUUAUGUGCUUUCGGCCUGGACCGAAGCAACAAAACUCUGUUCCCAUCGAGGUAUUCAAACAGUUUUUUAUUACCAACAUUUCAUUCAUUAUCAUCAGUCAAACAAAUCGUUGUGGAAGAGACCAAUUUGCAAAAUGUAAUGCAGAAAAUCUAACCUCAAAACCUAAAGUUUGGGUGGAUUUCACUAGCACCGAACUUGAUGCAUUUAUUGGCAUUCUUGUUGCUUCUGGUGUAACGCACAAUAAUAUGCAGUUUACACCACUUUUGUGGCAAACAGAUUCUCUUCCCAUCUUUCGAGCGGCGAUGCCACUCAAACGAUUCAAGUUAUUGACGCGAUAUAUCCGUUUCGAUGAUGGCCGCACACGUUCAUUCCGACUACAAUCUGAUAAGGCUGCCGCAAUUCGCGAUAUAUGGAAUUUUUUAAAUGAAAACCUCGCCAGAAACUAUGAGCCGCAUGAAAAUGUAACGAUUGAUGAGCAAUUGUUUCCGUAUCGUGGCAAGACAAAGUUUACGCAAUUCAUACCAUCAAAACCAGCCAAAUACGGUGUGAAAAUCUGGUGGGCAUGUGACUCACAAACAAAAUACCCAUUGCAAGGUAUAUUGUACACGGGGAAAAAGGAUGGCGGAGAGCGUAAAGUGAACCAAGUAGAAAACGUAUUGCUCAAACUUGUGAAACGAUACCAAAACACCGGCAGAACAAUAGUAGCUGACAACUUUUUCACAACACUGACAGGAGCCAAACAAUUGGCUACCAUUGGACUUGCUUUCGUCGGUACUAUUCGCGCCAAUAAGAAGUGUUUACCCGAAGAAUUGAAAAAAAAUCCGUCUGGUCCUUUGGUUAUAUUAUAA